GAAAGAAGAUAGCAAUGGCGAACAUGCAGCUGCUGUCUCGACUAGGAGCCGCACCUAUAAAGUAUCUGGUCACUCCAGCCGAACGUGUGAGCUGGCAAUCAGUUACAUGCAGUCUGAACAAGGUCCAUUCAUACCCAAGGCAUCACGAUGUGUUCGAUGGUAACAUUGAUUCUGGUUAACGAAAUUGUUUAAAACUAUUUACACUUAUUUAUGAUAUAAUUAAUAUAUUAUUUCCAGCUAGUUAAAUAUAUUUUAACUUGAAUUAGUAUUUUAUCAUAAUGCAAGCGUUAAACUAUAAGCUAACAAAAAAAAGGUAUCGCCAUGAUCAUACAAGGUUUAAAAAAAUGAUGGCUUCACUGUUACUAUAGAUAAAUAAUUGACACUAGCAACAACACUACAUGGACCAAACCCAAAACCCUGGUGGGGCGAAUCCUGCUCCACGUCAUCUACGCAUCCCUGGCUGUGAAACGCCUUGACUUACUUGGUGGCCUGCACGCUCUCGUCGGCUCUCGGGGUGUCCCGCAUAUGCCGUCCACUUUCAAUACGUUGGUUUGAUCUUGAUAUAUUUGACCAAGUUAUUGGUGGGUGCGCACUGCGUACUCGAAUCCAUCACUGUCCUGCAUAGGUCAGUACAACAGACUGAGCAAUUUACAUUCAAAGUAAGUAUGGUACGGAGUUUUGACAUUCUAAGUAUUGGUCCUUGUCUCUGCAUGAAGUAGACGAUUUCAAAUUUUAAGAUUUAAUUUAAAUAAUUUUCUUUGUGACUAUCUAAAUAAGGCCUACUCAACUUACGGGCCGCCGGCACCCACUUUGAGGCCCGCGAAGUAACGAAAUAUUCUUUAGUCUUAUUAUUUUCUUAAUAGCUCCCCCCACCUUUCCCCGUCUUAUUUUCAUUUGGCAGUCACAAUUUUUCAUCAAGUAUUGCAGCCGCAUUACAUCUAAAUUAGGACUAAUCUAAAUUGAUCUGAACUUCGGGUAUUUAUUCCCAGGCUAAAAUAUGAACCGUGGUCUAUUGUUAUCUUUCCAGUGUGCUCGUGUAUUGGAACUGCUGGAUUGUAAUAUAAGUCUGCUCUUAAAUGUAUGUCUUUUUAUAUCAAGAUGUUAUACCACGUAUAUCUCUCUCCCCCUCCCUCUCUGUUCCUUUCUCUUUCCCUCUCCCUUCAUUCUCUCUGUCUCUCCUUCCACUCUCACCCCUCUCUCUGUCCCUUUCCCUCUCUUAAUCCCUCUCCCUCUCUCUCUAUUCCUCCCUCCGUCCUUCUCCAUUGUCCCUCUCUCUCUCUCUCUCUCUCUCUCUCUCUCUAACCCUCUAUCAGUCCCUCUCACUUUCUUCUCUCUCUGUCUCUCAUUAUCACUCUCAUCCCUCUCUCUGUCCAUCCCUCCCCCUCUCUCCCUCCCUUCCUUUCCCCCUCUCUCUCUCUCUUUCUCUCCCUCUCUACGCGUGUCUGUCACGGGACAUUUCAAAGUUCCGAGUCUCUGAUUCACUCAUUUCUAACACAGACUGAUCUUAGUCGUCAAGUUUAUUAUAAUCUCUUAAGAUGUCCUUGCUCUUGUUAUCGUCUGCUGUAUAUAAAGCUUUGUUAUAUGCAAGUCUCAGAUAUUGUAACGGUAGGCGUCGUACAAUUUCUUUUGGUUUUAAUCAGUUUAAAUUUCUGUGGACUUAUUCCUUAGUGUUCCUCCGGUGUUAACACGGGCAAUGUUCGUAUACACUUCUUGUCAUGUGAGGUUGAAAAGUAAACAGGAGUGAGUCUUCUUGUCUUAGACCUUGUCAAAUCUGGAACACCAUUGAAUACCAUCUCUACGCCAUGGCUGUUUGCUUGUGUGUAAACCAGUUAAUGUUGUAGGCGGUGGUGCCAAGCAUUAGAGUCUUUGUGGACCACUUUGAUAGCGAGUAAAACUUUCGCCUACUGCAUGCCCUUAACACUAACGUAUAAAAAUAUUAGACUAAACAAACACUUAGUGGUGUAAAAAAUUGUUAUUAAACACUUACUAUCUACUCGCAAUCCGCCAUCCCGUGUGCGGAACGUUAUUUUUUGUUUACACGCGUGACAUUUUACGAUUCAAUGUGGCUAUUCGCACCCGGGUACCAGAAGUGAGAGGUUGGGAUUUAAAAACUAUUUAAAAUAUUAGUGUUGGGUUUGUACGACAAAAUGAGGUAUCAAAUGAAAGAUAAUUGAAUGAACUAUAUGGUUGUAAACUUACUUCUUCAGUUUAACUAAAAUAAACUACCACAAAUGACAUCUGAAUAGCAUUAAGUCUAAUGUGACCCGGGUGUGAAUGGCGGCGAAGCGUGUUUAUGUCCAUUUCGGGCAGCGAAGCGGCACGUUGGAGCUAACCCUUUUCCAAGGCAGCCCCCACCAGCACCCACUCGAUCGAGUACCAGCGGAGACCACCCCAGUCCUAUGACAACCGGUUGGCCAAUGAGGCUGCUCUCACAGUGUCAGCACUCGAUUUCCCCAGUAGUCGGAAUGCUGUAUUUACGUCCUAAAAUCUUUCCCCUCCCAUUCCGCGGAUCGUCAGAAGACCUCUUAAAGGGGAAUGCUACAGGGAGUUUCUACCUCACAAAUCAUUUCCGAGGCAGCUGGGACAAAACGGUUGCCAAAGAACGGGUACCUCAAAUGAUGUAUCAUAUCCAUGAACGACAACAUGUGAUCAUGAUCCCCUCCUUGUUUCUGCCAUUUUAUUUCCAGCUGCAGAGUUUCCGGGUAACGCCAGGGAGGUAGAAGAAAUGUAAGAAAAUUAAAGUUUUUAUUACCUAGUUAUUCAUUACAACACUUUUAAAAUAACACCUAUAAAAUGAAGUUAAUACAAUAAACUCUUACAAACCUUCAUUUCAGUAAAAGAGCUAAACUCAUUUCGCCUCUGGGAGACAACUCAUGUUUGUAGAAGUGGUCACCCCAUUAAUCCCUCUUGGGGACAACAAGAAAGGAGAAAGACUUCACAAGAUGGCGUCCAGGUUUGAGAUUUAUUACUUAAAAAAACUGUAAACAUUUGAUUCAAAUAAAAUUGUAAUAAUUUCGUUAUUUGUGAACAAACAAACACAGAUUAUGUCAAUGGAUAUUUUUGUACAAGAUUUUUCUACAUCUAAAGGCAAUGAAUAGGGAAUGAUGUUUUCAAUUCAUCAUUAAUAAGGAUGAUUAUUUAAACAGUUAUUAUUGUUGAAUAGCAAACAUGAAAUACAAAGUACUUCAAUUAACAGUAUGUUACGCUUGGAUAAUGAUAAUUUGUAAAAUUUAAUGGUUUGAGAUUGAUAUAUUUCAAUGAGUUAAAUGAAUUUUGUACAUUUAAUGGUUUGAGAUUGAUAUAUUUCAAUGAGUUAAAGGAAUGUUGUACAUUUAAUGGUUUGAGAUUGAUAUUUGUCAAUGAGUUAAAUGAAUGUUGUACAUUUAAUGGUUUGAGAUUGAUAUAUUUCAAUGAGUUAAAGGAAUGUUGUACUAAAUGUCGUCAUCGACUUCAUGGAUGUCCGUCCAUAUCUCAACAAGGUGACCUCAUCUUAUAAAUGGAAACCAAAACACCCCCAGAACAGUGCCCUUUUAGGUCAUCGAGGUCAUGGCAUACUCACAUUUUUGAAGUGUUGCCUGGGGCAACUGACACAACACAUGGUGCCUGUCCGUCACUACAAGUUCGAGUAUCCUAUACCUGAAAAGUUAGAAGUAAGUUUUUUUUUACAGAAAUAUGUUUCUGAUGUUAUCUUAUGUACAACCAUGAUAAAUUAGAAGUGAGUUUUUACAGCAAUAUCAUCUUGUCUGAUGUUAGCCUAUGGACCAAUAUGAUACCAAAAUAAUAUCAUAUGUCCUAUCUUCUUACCACAGCCCAAGCACUUUAAAACAAAUUACAAAAGAAAAGACAAUGAUUCUUUUUUUAAAGUAUUUCAUAAAUUUUUAGAGUUGGAUAUUAUUUUCACCAGCCAGAUCUUGCUCUUAAACUUAAAAAAAAAAAUAAAAUAAAUAUCAAAAAAAGGUUAACUGAUAUUUACAUCAAAAUGUAAAUCAAAUUAAUGGUAGCACACCCAAUGUGUCAAACUUAUUAUUGGUAAAUGACCCAUUAUGUCAAACAUGAUUUUAAAAUGACCCAAUUUGUCAAAAAAUGAAUGCUGAGCAGAUCACUUAUGAUUAAAAUAAAAAAAAAUUAACGCACAUAUGUCUGUCUGAUUUUUUUUUCCACAAUAGAAAAACAAUGUCUUGUUUAUUUAAACUUGCAAUAAACAUCUUUUGCUUAUGAAUGCAGCCAUGGGUUUUGCCCGUAGAGCCACUUGGAACUACAUUCACCAGCUACCUCAGUGAUCAAAAUGUGGAGACAAUUAGAAUAUUGGCACAAGGUGAAUUUAACUUUUAUUACCGCCAUCAAUUCUUCGGGAAAACAGUUCAGGACCUUCUCGAGGAAAACAAACCAACUAGAAGUAAGUAUGAUGGCUUAGGAAAACUAUGUGUUUAUUUGCAUGAAAUCAGUAAAAAAAAAUUAUAAAAUCCUUCAAGUAAUUCUACCCUGGUUUGCUCCUUACCUUUUGUGGGCAUUUAAAUCUGAUACAAUAAUAGAAUAGUAUAGACCCAGUGAUUAGUCCCAUUGAAUAGACCAAUUGAAAAGACACUUUGUCAAAUUAAGAACUGGCGUCAGUGGGCCGUCGAGCUUGGGCUCUUUAUACCCUCCCCUAAACACCCCUCCCCAACCCAUUGUAUUCAGGCCGCGGAGCGGCACGUCGGGGAUGUAUCUUUGUCAGGACGGCCCCCACCCGAGUCUGCUCGACCAGGUUCUCCACCGGGGGCUGUCCCAACCCAAAGACACCCGGUCGGUCCGACACUGUGUUUGCACACAGUGUACACGAUCGACUUUCUCAGAAGUUCGGAUGGAAAAAUGUACGUCCUAAUAUCUCCCCCACCCAUCCCGGGAAAGCGUUAGACGCCCUAUAAGAGUGAUUCUACAGUGGGUUUCCACAACGCAACUAAAUUGUGACGUAACUGCGACGAAACGGUUGCCUUGGAGCAGCUUCUCAGGGCUGCAUAGUAAGAAUAAUCGGCCAGAGGUUACCACCUUAGCAUCUCGCCUCAUAUCCAUUAACGGCAACUUGUAAUCAUGAUGCCUACCCUGUCUCUGUAUUUUUUCCAAUCGCGAAGUUUCACAACUGGCAGCUCUGUAGGAGCUGUUUUAUGUACGGCAGGUACCCAGCACAUCCUUUGUCUGCCCACCGGGAUGCGCCCAGCAGUUGCGUUCCCUGUGUAACGUUGAGGGGGUUUGUAGCCGAUGCCUUGUAAUUGACAAGCCACCACAGACUUGUCAACUGGAGCCUCGGGGAGAAAAAGACCCAUUAAGAAGGCCCAUUGAGUGGACCCGUUGAAUAUUCCAAUAGGCGAGACAACGUGAAUUGUCCAAAUGAAUAGACCAUUGAAUAGAAUAAUUGAAAAGCCCCAUUAAACAAACCCAUGGAAAAGACUCGCUGAAAUAUUUUCAUCAAUAAAAUAUUUGAAUAAUAAAUAAAUUAUUACAUUCUUAAAUAAUGAAACUGGAGCGUUGCCCCUGAAUUGAUUCUGUAAUUGCAGCAAUAGCAGUUUUUAAGCUAGAUCAGGAAAAGGUAGUUGUUAAAUGUUCAUUCAAAUGAUCUUUAAGAUAAAAAAUAAGUUCUUUUAGCCUUAUGAAAGGUCAUCAACAUAACCAAAUUUAAUUUACUGACAUCCCUUCAAGGAAGUCAACGGGGGCUCGCAAACCUUUAUUUUAACUGGUGAAAUAACAAGUGGGGCAUGGAAUUUAAUGAAACCAAAUAUUAGACAAUGAGCAUCUCUAGACAAAAAAUAUCAACCUUUAUGUACUCACUAAACGAGACAAUGCUCUAACAAGUAUAAAAAAAACCAUACCUUGGAAUUCUCUUCUCAAAUAACAAAUAUUUCAAAGUAAAUAAUCAAUUAUAUCUAACCAGAGAAAUAAGCACCGGGGCACCACAAGUCUGCGUUCUCUCUCCUGUACUGAAUACAAUAUGUAUGGCAUCUUUCCGUCUACGGGAGACGAUAGAUUAUCUUUAUUGAUUGCAGCUCUUGGUGUGGCUGGUGAGACCAACCCUCGAAUGGCAGUCUCUGUUAUAUUUCCCACACACGAAUGCGUUGGGGCAGUAUUUACCGGCCUUCCUCCUCGCUCUUUUUGCAGCUGUUUCCACCCUGUUUUGAUCCUCGGCAUGUAGUAAUCCUGCCUUCACGAUGCCCCGCCAUGAGGAUCGAUCCUCUCCCAGCUCCUCCCAGUUUGAGAUCUCGAUGUUGGCCGACUUCAUGUCUCUUUUGCAUAUGUCUAAGUAUCUCAGACGAGGCCGUCCAACUGACCAUUUCCCUGUCGCCAGCUCGCUGUAUAGCAGGUCCAUUGGUAUGCGACCAGGUUGCAUUCGCUUGACGUGUCCAAGCCAGCGGAGGCGUCUUUGGAUUAACAUGGCUGGGACGCUACACAUGUUUGUUUGGGACAGGACAUCCGUGUUUGGGACUUUGUCUUGCCAUUUAAUGUCAAGGAUGUGGCGCAGGCAUCUGAGGUGGAAGCCAUUGAGUCUUCUUUCGUGCUUCGAGUAUGUGGUCCACGACUCGCAUCCAUACAGGAUCGUGCUCAGUACGCAGGCCUGGUAAACCUGCAGCUUAGUUCUUGUUGUGAGUUUGGCGUUUGACCAGACUCUUUUCUUCAGUCUGACCAUAACAGUUGCGGCCUUCCUUAUCCUUCCACUUAUCUCAUCCUCUAUUGAGAGGGUGUUCGAUAUGUUGGAUCCCAGAUACGUGAAUCUGUCAACAGUAUCCAAGUCGUAUUCGUCGAUGUUGAUAUUGGGGAGGGAGUCAGCGCCCUGUGCCAUAAUGUUAGUUUUCUUUAGGCUAAUUGUUAGGCAAAACUAUUUGCAGGCAGUGGAUAGGCUGGAUACGAGGCUCUGCAGGCCGUCUGCUGUGUGAGAUACCAAAGCGGCAUCGUACGCAAACAAGAACUCCCGCAGCAAGACCUUUCUUGUUUUAGUCUUAGCUCUAAGGCAGGCAAUGUUGAAUAAUUUGCCGUCAUCUCUAGUGUGGAUGUAUAUACCCUCACUGUUGUUCUUGAAGGCAUACUGGAGUAGGAUGGAGAAAAAGAUUGCAAAUAAAGUAGGAGCCAGCAUGCAACCUUGCUUUACUCCACUACUCACUAGAAAAGCUUCUGAGGCGACACCGUUAUAGCACACUGUGCCCUGCAUGUUUUCGUGGAACUGCUUGAUGAUGUUAAGCAGUGGUGUAAGGCAACCUAUCUUUUUGAGGAUCUGAAACAGGCCGCUUCUGCUGACAAGAUUAAAAGCCUUACUGAGAUCGACAAACGCAAUGUAUAAAGGCAUAUGUUGCUCCCUGCAUUUCUCCUGCAGCUGGCGCAGAGAGAAGAUCAUGUCUAUGGUUGACCUACCAGCGCGAAAACCAUAUUGCGAUUCUGGGAGUACAUGCGAUUUUAGGGUUUGUAGGCGUGUUAAUGCAACUCGGGCGAAAGCCUUUCCAACCAAGCAGAGGAGGGAGAUUCCACGAUAGUUGUUGCAGUCACUCUUGAGUCUUUUAUUUUUGUACAAUGUAACGAUGUUUGCAUCUUUCAACUCUUGUGGUAGCUGUCCCUGUUCCCAGCACAGAAUAAGGAGAUCGUGCAAGGGCCGUAAUAGUACUCCUUUUCCACAUUUGAGAGCUUCUGGUGGGAUACCAUCAUUGCCCGGGGCUUUCCCACUGGCGAGACAAUCGAUGGCUCUACGUAGCUCUUCUAUGGUGGGUAGGGUAUCAAGCUCCUACAAAACCGGUAAGUCUGGAAUAUCGUCCAGGGCAGCGGUUGAGACUUGAUUUAUCGUUGCGUAUAUUUCCAAGUAGUGCUCUAUCCACCGCUUUAGUUGUUUAUCUCGAUUAGUAAUAAUUUCCACUGAUUUGGACAUUAAGGGCGCAGUCUUGGAGAUCAGACGGCCUGUUGCUUGCUUUAUAUUCUCGUACAUUGACUUUGCAUCACCUCUAUCAGCAGCUGAUUUUUAUGCUGGAACUAAGAUUGAGCCAGUAUGUGUCUUGGCGCUUUUAAGCGAUUGUAGAGUUGCUGGGCAAUGUCUUAUUUUAUAUGUUUUGUUAAUAAUUGUAAAGCGCUUAGAGCUUUAAGGUAAGCGCUAUAUAAAAAUGCCUAAAUAAAUAAAUAAAUAAAUAAAUAAGCUAAGAGGGCCUUUCUUUUUGCAUCGGUGACAUGUUUCAUUUCCUGCCAAUGGGCCUCGCACCAAUCUGCACUUUUGCGUUCUCUCUUUCCAAAAUGACGUGAUAGCCGAGUUAUAGAUAGUGUCCCGCAAAUGUGACCAUUUGGACUCGAUAGUGUCCAUUGGUGGCGUUUGUACAAGAGCUUCUUGUAGACUAUGGGUGUAUACUUCUGUUCUCUCUGGGUUUUUGGUGGAGCAGAUGUUUAUGCGUGGUUUACUAUUGUUUUUUGUGAGAUACAAUUUCUUUGGCUGUAGCCUUAUCUUGCUUGCCACUAAGGAAUGAUCAGUGUCGCAGUCUGCUCUAUGGUAGCUGUCCCAGUUGUGUGCGUCUUGUGAUUAUGAGAUCUAACUGGUGCCAGUGUUUAGAGCGGGGAUGCCUCCAUGAUGUAUACAAUAUAUACGAAAGAUAUUCAAAGCUCAAGCGACACCGUUCCAAUCUUCAAAUUUGCUGAUGAUAUCACCAUUGUUGGUUUAAUAUCUGAAGGAGAAGGCAUAUACCGCAACAUAGUUACGAGCUUUAUCAAUUGGUGCGAUGAAAUUUUUCUACAGUUGAAUUUCUCAAAAAUUAAAGAAAUGGUUGUAAAUUUCAGGAGGGGGAAACACCAGAUUACAGAUCUCAACAUAAACAAAUCAAAAUGUGGAGAAAAUUGAGGCAUACAAGUACUUAGGUGUCACCAUUAAUAAUAAGCUAACAUGGCAUGAGCACGACCAAAUGCUGUAUAAGAAAUUCAACCAAAGACUUUUCUAUCUCAAAAAACUGUACAAUUUCGGCGUAAACAAGCAAGUCGUUAACUGUGUGUUAAGAGUGCAACUAUUGGAAGCCUGCUUAAUUUCAAUAUUACCUGCUGGUGAGGGAAUUCAACGUCUGAUAUUAAACACAACAUAAACCAACUAAUCAAGAAAGCUAGAAACAUAACACAAACUAAACAUCCUUUACUGGAAGAACUAUUUGAAGAAAGAUGUUUUUGCAAACCUAGACACAUUUUGGAUGAUACAUCCCACUCUCUUCAUCACAAAUGGUUUGGAUCGGGCCGGUCGGGACGAAUUCUUUCCAUCAGGGCGAGGACUGGCAGAUAUAAAAAUUCUUUUGUUCACCAAUCUGUACGAAUUUACCGGCAUGCUACCUCUGAAGUCACACAUCUGAAUGAGAUCUAAUUUUGCUAAGAGAACUUACUGAAUGGCUGUUUGAAAUAAUUUAUUAUAAAUGUCUUGUGUUCAAAUUGUUUUAUUUUUUAGCUAAAAAUGUAUAAUGCAAUCAAAAAACAUUUCCAUUUAUUUGGAUAAAUAAAAGAAUCUUAUCUUAUCUUAUCUUAUCUUAUCUUAUCUUAUCUUAUCUUAUCUUAUCUUAAAAAAUAGUCACCCCAUAAAAGCAAAAUUUAAAAAAAAAGCCAACUCUACACUUGGCUUCAUUCGAAGAAAUAUGAGCCACUGCCCGAUUUCCUGCAAACGAAACGAAGUGGCUAUUCGUACCCGGGUCCCAAAAGUGAGAGGUUUGGAUUAAAAAUCAAAAUUAAAAAUAUUAUUGUUAGGUUUGUAAGUCAAAAUGAAGUAUCAAAUGACACAUAAUUGAAUGGACUAUAUGUUUGUAAACUUCAAUCUUCAGUUCAACUAAAAAAAACUACAACAAAUGACAUCCGAAAAGCAUUGGUCUAAUGGGACCUGGGUGCGAAUGGCGGCGCUGCGUGUCCUGGGCUAUUUUGACUAAAUGGAAAUGCUAUUCGGAUGUCAUUUGUGGUAUUUCAUUUUAGUUAAACUGACGAAGUGAGUGUAAAAAAAUAUAGUUCAUUCAAUUAUCUUUCAAUUAUCUUUCAUUUGAUACAUCAUUUAGUUUUGCAUACCAAAAAUAAUAUUUUUGAAUAGUUUUUAAUCCCAACCUCUCACUUCUGGUACCCGGGUACGAGUAGGCGCAGCCCGAAUAAAAUGCCUAUCUUGCACUUGUCCUUCCACUACUAGAAUAUGGUGCGAUCAUCUGGUACCCACUCCUAGACAUGGAAAAGAUGGAGCGAAUUCAACGUAACGCGGUGCGCUUCAUCGCACGUGACUACAAAUCCACCACUUCUGGCUUCAUCAUUGGCCUCUCAAAAAGACUUGACAUCCCCUUCCUUAAAGACAGACGAGAGGGACUCCGCCUUAUAUUCUUAUACAAAGUGGUUAUGGGGCUGGUGCCGGCCAUCCCAGCAGGCGCGUACUUCACCCAAAGAAGCCAGGUCGAUUGAUCAGAGCCAAACACUCACUGAACACUGAUUUCACUACUUACAAUCCGAUAAAGAAUUACACCCGAAACAAAGCAAAUGCUUCACCUGGCAUCGGUAUCACUCAGUAAAGCAUAAUCAAUCAUUCUUCCCAAGCACAAUAAUUGAUUGGAACCACCUGGACAAUGCCGCUGUGCACUCGAAAUCAGUCGAAAGAUUCAAGACUGCCCUGACUUUUGAUAGGAGCUUUUGGAAUAGCAACAUUGCUCCCCAAUUGUUGCACAUAUGGCAGUAUAUUGAUGCAGCAACGCACACUACCAGAACCAGAAUUGUGUGGUGAUCUGACUUAUGUUUUGACUUUGAAAGGUAUCUCUCUUCUUCUUCUUCUUCUUCUUCUUUAUUUUAAGGGCCCACGAUCAAUGAAUUGAUCAUUCUGGCUCCUAUGUUUCAGAGGGGUUUGCGAUGUUACUGUCCAUGUGUUUCAAUGGGAUACUUCACUGGUUGCAAGGGCGACUCAGCAGUGGUGUUAUGAACUGGGGGUUGGAAUACAGGAGGCAAUAGACACAAAUGUAUCGAGUGUAGCCGCCUCAACUGUUGCUUUUGGAAGCUUGUUCCAGUCCCCUAUUGUCUUCGGCAGGAAUGAGGAGCUUCUGUACUUUGUUCUUGUUUUUACCAGCCGGAACUGUUUGUCGUGACUUCGUCGCAGUCUGGGGGGAAGAUUAACGAGUUUCUGUUUGAUUCCGGAGCAGUGCACCAGCCCAUUUGUUAUCUUGUACAACAUGGUGAGCCUGGAUAGUCGUCGUCGUUCUUCCAAUGUCGACCAGCCCAGUGUUUCCAGCAUGCUGCCAACACUCGAGGUGCUUCUGUAGCGGUUCAUGACAAAGCGUGCUGCCCGUCGCUGGACCGCCUCCAACCUGUCUAUGCUUUUCUGGGUAAAUGGGUCCCAGACUGUAGAAGCAUACUCUAAAAUAGGUCGGACAAAGGCUUUAUAGGCUUUUUCUUUCACGCUUGAGUUGCCGAUCUUCAGAUUGCGCCUUAGGAACCCCAGGGUCUUGUUUGCCCGGUUGCACACACUGUUAAUGUGCUCGUCCCAGCGGACCUCUCUUUGGAUGGUAACACCCAAGUACUUAACGGAGGAAACUGGCUCUCUUAUGAGAUAUUAUAUGUUCACUCUGUCAAGGGGAUUAAUUUAAUGAAGUGAUAUUGCCGCACAAACAUAAUAUCCUAUCUUUAUACUAUUAGAUUGAAACGAAGUCUUUAUCAGAGGGGAAAAUAACUGCAAGUAUUUUGUUCACGAUAGUUAUUUAUAUUAACUUCAUAGUUCACACCUUUGUUAGAGAAUAUAUACAAAAUGGAAUUUAGCAAAAUUUUUAAUGUAUCUUAUUUCAUUAUAAGUGUCCCUAAAAUGCUGAUAUCAUCAUCAUUAUAAAUGCUACAUUUGCUCAAGGUCAUAUCUUCAAUCAAGGCUGAGUUAGCCUUAGAAAAUAUCUCAGUUGAUCUCAGCGGAUCAAUAAGUUUUGGAGUUUCUUCCGUUCCAGAAGUGUGUCCUCCGUUCCUGUCUUCGGGGCUUUUCAAAGCGAAGCGAAGUAGGCGUUCAUGGUCGUAGAAGGCGUCAACUUCUUAUUGUUCCAAGAGUUUCCGGUCGAUCUCUGUGAUAGGGGAAGUAGACUCUCGAGUGAUAAAUAGUGGCUGAUAAGAGUCCCUGAAUCUCAAGGUCCUUACCGUAGCCGUAGGUUAUUUGGUGUGAGACAUGACAAAAGAUCCUCUAGUUUCAGCUUCAAGGUGCGUUGGUUCAGUAAGAAAACAAACAGUAUUCUAGGUUGCAGGUACUGAUCACGAUAAUGAAGUCCUAAGUAUACCAGGCUACAGCGUUCACAACCAAGUGAAAUGAUCAUUAAAGGACACAUUCUAAUAUGUUUCUGCUAUUUAUUGAAGUUGGGGAACAAUUUUAAUUGAUUGGAUUAAAAGUUGUUUAUUUUCCCAACCAAUUACAAUCAGUCUCAUAUUACAGAUUUGACCUUCCACCUAGAAAAAUUAUAGGAGAAUGAGAGGGUGAAUACAAAUCACGAUUUUGCAUGCGCUGUCGUACUUCGGAAGCCUAUAACAAUGGAGAUAACUCGGGUUAUUAUUAUACUGCAAAGGCAAGGGUGAGAAGGGGGUAUUAUUUUACAGGGUCGAGUUUACGGUGGAGGAAUUUUUCAAUGUCCAGUCUUAAACAUCACAAAUAACAGACAAUAAAAAAACUUCUUCUAGCUAGGCCUACUAUUAUUUAGUUAAAAGUUCUUUUUUUUUUCCUUUUUUCAGAAUUAACACAAUUAAGAGAAGACCAACUCUUUGGUUUACCUCUGGAUCUUCUCAUGAAAAAAGACACCUCGUUUAAAAAUAAUGGACCACAUCUUAAAAUUCCUUCUUUGUUAUGCUUGGUACGUUUUUCUGUUAUGUUAAUUUACAUUAAUUUAUAUUUAAAGUUAAUUUUUUGAUAACUUGAUAGUGGAGCUUUUAGAUAGCAGUUUAUUUAUUUUCAUUAGCCGUGAUUGGUUUGGUUUUAAUUUUCUUUUUAACCAAAAUUAAAAAAUAACACCACAAAGCAGGCUAUAACAAAAACGUUGAAAUAAUUGACGAAUUUUUUGACAUUUUUCAUUUAUUUUAUAUCUAACAAGGAUAUUUUUUUUAAUAAAUGGUAUCGGUUAUAUAAAGAACAUUUUAAAAUAUGCAAAAUAUCAUUUUAUGCAUUCUAGCUGCUUCAAUUUAUCCAUAAAAAUGGCCAAACUACCCAAGGCAUAUUCAAAGCUCCAGAAAGCAGUACCAAGGUCAAGGUAGGAUUUGGUAUUUUAAAUUAAUUUUGUAUUCUGUUAAAAUGGAGUUUUAAAUUACUUUAUUAUGUAUAAGGGAAUUUUUUUAUAAUGUAUAUUUUGUUAUUCAUUACAAAAAAAUAAGGUAAGAUUUUGACAUUACCAAGAAUUAAUUAUAUUUACAUACCUAGAGAAAAUAAACAGAAUGCAUUUUUUAAUAUCUGCGAGUCAAGUAAAUAUAUGCUGAAAGAUAAUUCGGAUGCUACUCUUUCAAAUGUAUUUACUAGGGUUGUCUGUUGAUUUCGCUUUACAAAGUCAACACGUCUUGUUGUUAACAGCCACUUGAAAGAUCAAAUGAUUGUCUUGGGGCAUUAGAAUAAUAAUAUGUAUUCUCUUCGCUAAUGAAUCUCCACAAAUAUUUUUAAUGCUGAAAAGGAAAACAGAAUCUUAUCUUUUUUUUCCCCUUCAAAAAACUUUUGUUACACCAUUCAUCACCGUCCUCUUUGGCAGUCCCAGCGCACCCUAAAUUUACAACACAAAAAUUGUGCCACCUGAGCCUUCCACCCACAUUGAGAACCACUGUUCUAAUGAAUCAGGAGCGCUUCUGUAAUUUGGUUGCAAAGUUUUUGUAGUAUGUUUUUCUCUCUAAGACAGUUUUGUGGUCAACAUUUUGAAAGUUCAUAAAAAUUUUUUUUUUUUUUUGCUUUAAAAAAAACGCCUUUAGUGAAACCGUACAAAAGUAGAGUUUCAUACUCCGUUUCCGGUUGACAAGUCUGUGGCUGCUUGUCGAUUAGGAGGCGUCGUCGGCCACCAACCCCUUCAACGUUACCCAGGAAACACGACCCCUGGGUGCGUUCUGCGUGGGCAGACAAGGGUCGUGCUCGGUACUUGCCGUAAAUAAAACAGCACUGACAGGGCUGCCAGUUGUGACGCUUCACAACUGGAAGAAAAUGCAGAAACAGGGAAGUGAUCAUGUUUACAAGUUGCAGUUGAUGGAUUUGAGGCGAGAGGUAAAAAUGGUAACCUGUAACCGAUGAUCUUACUAUGCAGCCUUGAGAAGCUGAUCCAAGGCAACCGUUUCGUCCCAGCUACUUCGAAAAUUAGUUGCGUGGUGGAAACCCACUGUAGAAUCCUUUUUAUAGGCGUCCAACUUUUCCACGGGUUGUGUGGGGAAGAUAUUAGGACGUACAUUUACAAUCCAAUUUCCUGAGAAAGUCGAUCGUGUGCACUGUGUGCAAACACGGUAUCGAUACAACCGGGUGUCUUUGGGUUGGGGCGGGCCCACCAGCGGUUCCCGAUUGAGCGAGCUCGGGUGGGGGGCUGUAGUGAUACUGGGCUUACGGUGUGCUUUGGGGAAGACAUAAUGAGCUCUAAGCUCGACGCCCGCUAACGCCAUUACUUAAUGUAAUAUUUCAUACGGCCAAUCUUUUCGUGGAUCAAGACAAGAAAUGUAAAUAGUCAUGUAUCAUGUCAAUAAAGUUUACCGCAUCCAGCCUGCAAUCAACAGCAGAGCAGCCCCUUAAAUUUGAUGAGUGACGUCAUUCUGCACACCGUUGUAAAAACAACCGAGAAAUGGCGGUAGGAUGUGAGGGUAGGGGAGGGUAGGUAUUAGGAUGAGGUGGGAUGGCAGGGUUGGCAGUAGGAUGAGGUGGCAGGGUAGGGUUGGCAGUAGGCGCAGAAGGAAUGGUAUGGUUGGCAGUAGGAUGAGAAGGGAGGGUGCGGUUGGCAGAAGUUUGAGGAGGGAGGGUAGAGUAGGCAGUUGGAUGAGGUGAGACGUUAACGUAGGCAGUAGGAUGAGAAGUGAGGGUAAGGUAGGCAGUAGGGUGAGAAGGGAGGGUAAGGUAGGCAGAAGUAUCAAAAGGGAGGGUAAGGUAGGCAGCAAUAUGAGGAGGGAGGGUAGAGUAGGCAGUAGGAUGAGGUGAGACGGUAGGGUAGGCAGUAGGAUGAGAAGCGAGGGUAAGGUAGGCAGUAUGAUGAGAAGAAGGCUAAGGUAGGCAGUAUGAUGAGAAGGGAGGGUAAGGAAGGCAGUAUGAUGAGAAGAAGGCUAAGGUAGGCAGUAUAAUGAGAAGCGAGGGUAAGGUAGGCAGUAGGAUAAGAAGCGAGGGUAAGGUAGUCAGUAGGAUGAGAAGGGAGGGUAAGGUAGUCAGUAGGAUGAGAAGGGAGGGUAAGGUAGGCAGCAGUAUCAAAAGGGAGGGUAAGGUAGUCAGUAGGAUGAGAAGGGAGGGUAAGGUAGGCAGUAGGAUAAGAAGCGAGGGUAAGGUAGUCAGUAGGAUGAGAAGCGAGGGUAAGGUAGGCAGUAGGAUAAGAAGCGAGGGUAAGGUAGUCAGUAGGAUGAGAAGGGAGGGUAAGGUAGGCAGUAGGAUAAGAAGCGAGGGUAAGGUAGUCAGUAGGAUGAGAAGCGAGGGUAAGGUAGGCAGUAGGAUAAGAAGCGAGGGUAAGGUAGUCAGUAGGAUGAGAAGGGAGGGUAAGGUAGGCAGUAGGAUAAGAAGCGAGGGUAAGGUAGUCAGUAGGAUGAGAAGCGAGGGUAAGGUAGGCAGUAGGAUAAGAAGCGAGGGUAAGGUAGUCAGUAGGAUGAGAAGCGAGGGUAAGGUAGGCAGUAGGUUAAGAAGCGAGGGUAAGGUAGUCAGUAGGAUGAGAAGGGAGGGUAAAGUAGCCAGCAGUAUGAGGAGGGAGUUUAGAAUAGGCAGUAGGAUGAGAAGGGUGGAGUAGGUGGUUGUAUUGAGAGACAGUGCGGGAUAGGCAGUAAGAGAAUGAUGGAAAUAAAGUUAAUGGUAACCUAGAACAAGGAAUCGCAAACUUUGUUUCGGCUACCCUUCACACAAUUAACUCAACUUCAGCGCCACCGAAAAAAAUAAUUCUUAUAAUUUGAGUACAGUUGCUAGCCAUACUCUGGAGGAGAGUUAAAACUAUCAAAUGUUUUCAACUAUCAGACAUGCCGGCUUAAGGCAUUGGUCGGCUGCCUGAAGUUCUAGCUUGAGGCAUUGGUCGGCUGCGUGAAGUGGCACUUUUCAACGGGCGGCAAUUUAAAGAGAAAAAUAAAUAUGGGGCAGGGAAAGAAACAAUGAAAAUGAAAUUAAUUAAAUGAGUUUUAUAACGUUAACUUUAAAAAAGUUUUUCUAUAUAAUCAGCUCCCGCCCCCUUGGGUAGUCUACUGAGAAUUUUAGCGCCCCCCGGCAUCCACCCCGCUAACUUUGAGAAACCUUGAUAUAGAAUAUAGAUAUUUAUAUUUUAAUAAUCGUGAGGGCUAACUAAGUUUCUUCCAUCAUUACAAAACUGGCAACAUCUUCUAAAGUCUGUGUAUUAUUUUGAUCACUCUGCCCCUAUCUCAAAAAUGUUUUGAGUUAACAAACAUUUAGAAAAACAGCAAACUAUCGAUCCAGAGCUCAUUUUAUCUUACCCAAUAUCCCCCCCCCCCCCAUGCCCAAUUUGCGAAAUUCUAGUCGGGCCGCAAAGCGACACGUAGUGGAUAUUCCGCACCCGCCUUCUACUCGAUUGACUGCUAGUGGGGCGGCAUCAGUGAAGGAACACCUGGUAUGCUGGUGGUGCUGCUCUCGCAGCACCCGGUCAGCUGGUGGUGCUGCUCUCACAGCACCUGGACGGCUGGUGUUGAUGCUCUCACAGCACCUGGUUGGCUGGUGUUUUGCUUCUCUCACAGCACCUGGUUGGCUGGUGUUUUGCUGCUCUCACAGCAUCUUGUUUGCUGGUGGCGCUGCUCCCACAGAACCUGGUCGUUGUUGGGGCUGCUCUCACAGCACCGUGGCGGUUGGUGGUGCUGCUCUCACAGCACCUCAAUUCGAAACUUCUAUGGGCUUGGAUGGAUAUAUUUUAAAGUCCUCGAAAAAAUCACCCCUUCCCAUCCCAUGGUAACGACCGACGCGCUCUAACAGGGUCUCUACAAAUGGUUUCUACUUUGUGAUUAGGUCACAUUGUAGUUGAGACGAAACGGUUGCCUAGAGACAGUCAACUAUAUCCUUCAAUCGAUUCCUAAUAAUAUUAUUACAUUAAGCUAUAUCCGCGAACGAUCAUCAACAGCAUUAUAUUGAACGAUAUUUAUCAGGCACACUAUCUCUAACGCCAGAAGAUAAAAAAUGUGUUUUACCGUCACAUAAUCCUUUCUACCGUGAAUUUGAACGAUGUCUUGACUGCCAUUUAAUGUAUAACGUUGUUUUUGUUAAUUCAUCUCCCAGAAACUAAAAGAGGAUAUAGAAGCAAACUUGUACAAAAGCCCAAACUAUGAAAUAUCUAACGAAUAUAAUGCCCAUGACGUAGCGGCUGCCCUCAAAGACUUCAUUGCUCAGCUGCAAAUGCCUCUCAUGACAACACCUGUGCUCCAAUUUUUCCCAGAUUUUUUUGGUGAGUAGUAACUGACUUAAAUGACUGACUAGGUCAGUACAUUACAUCUCUAGAUCCAGAGCAUUGCAUUACCGUUUUCAAUUACUGAGUAAUCUGAAAGAACAAAUUGAAAUUUGAAUUAAAACAGUCACUUAUGUUCCUAUUUAGUACGAGGAAUGGAGACCAGGGACCUAUUGAAGGGAUUGAGAUUUUAUAAUCUAAUGAUGGCACCAGAACACAGAGACUCAUUACAGGUAAAUUAACACGAUCAUGUCCUAUACUUAAAUACAUGUGUACAUUCAGGGCCACACCACCCGCUCCUCGGCCUAGGCUAUUUUAUUGCUUCAUUUAAUGAUGUUGAUUUAUUCAGUUUUGAAUUAACACUUACUGUCUAGUUUUACCAUUACUGGGAAUACUCCAUGUACCUAACCAUAUUCCUCAUACUUCGUGUACCUUAUUCCCCAUACUCCAUGUACCGAACCAUAUUCCCAAUACUCCGUGUACCUAACCUUAUUCCCCAUACUCCAUGUACAGAACCAUAUUCCCAAUACUCCGUGUACCUAACCGUAUUUCACAUACUUCGUGUACCUUAUUCCCAUUACUCAGUGUACAGAACCAUAUUCCCAAUACUCCAUGUACCUAACCACUUUCCCAUAAUCCAUAAAAACGUAUAUGUUAAAGAAGCCCUGGACAAUUAAUGUAUAUACAAAAGAGAUAUAGGUUAAUAUAAGUGUUCGCAACCAGUUUUCUUUCAGACCAUAUCCCCAAGGGGGUGGGGACUUAAGGUUUUCGGGGGGGGGGGAGUGCCAGUGGAAAGAGGCUGUCUAAGGUGGGCAUAGGGAACAUAUGUCAACUUAUGCCAGACUAUCGGGGGCAUACAUGGGCUACAGUUUUAAUGGAUGGGGGGGGGGGGGGGGGGGGUUGGAAUAAACAAUGAAUCUUGUCCCCUGGCACUAAAGACACACGCCAGUGACGUAGAAUGAAGGGGAAAAUAUUUGGUCUUCCGAGGUGUCAUUUUUGUAUAGAUUGAGCGGCGGGAUUUUUGGACAACUGCAGAGUUACUAUCGAGAAAGGCGGCGCGGCAAAAAAAAUAACCCACCUAGGGUGACGCUAAAACUAGGCACGCCGCUGGACAGUGUAUAUAUCAGUACCAACAUUGGUUGUCAGAGCAAGCAAUGCCGCCAUUUGUAUCGGGAAUUAAGGCAGACAUCAAGCAUCCCGUUGGCUUUUCCCUAACCAGAAAAUGUUUGAUUAUUUAACAAUCAAGAGAUGCAUUUUGCAGUGCAAAUUGUAUGUAUCUUUCAGACAAUGUGUGAAGGGGCAUUUCAGACUUUCAUAAAUUUACUAUUAGAUGUCUCGUGGAGAAAUGCUACGAAUACAAUAUAAAAAUACACUAACUAUGUGUGAACUACAAAUCAGAUUAUGAUAGCAUAGACAGGAAAUACCAGUACGAUGCUCUCCUGGAACUUGGAGUCCCUAACAAACUUAUCAGACUCAUACAUAUGACGAUGGAUAACUCCAAAAGUAUAAUCAAAGUACAGAUAGAGUACUCAAGAGAGUUCCCAAAUAAUCAGUAAUUAGAAACAUACAUGUGAGCACUGGAGAGGUAAUACAGAACAACCAUAAGGAACUUUAUAAAGCCAGCCACUACAGUCCUUGGCAUACACAGACGAUAUAGCGCUACUUGAUAAAAACAGCAAUACUAUAAUUAAAGCUUUCAGUUAGUUAAGAUUGUAGGUGUCACUUGGCUUUGGAGCCAUCGUGUGGGGUCUGCAAUAUAGCUGCAUGGGGCCUCGCAUAUUUUUGGGGCUUAAAGUUUUGCUGUAAUUACUUUAAAUUAUCAACUUUUGGUGCUAGGAACGGAAGGACAAAACUGAAGAGUAGCAGGAUGGCACAAAAAGUCAAACAACCUCUCUGUUUGACUAAGUGUGUUAUACACAUAUAUAUAAUUUUUUUUAUUCUGUCGAAGAGUAAUGUGUUGUUUUUAGUUUAAAUAAAGUAUUUUUGGGGUAAAGUACAUAAAAAUAAUAAAUUUACUACAAUAUAUUUUAAAUUUUAAAAAAAGUAUUUCUUACGAAAAAAGAAUCCAUCAUAAAAAAAAAAAAAAAAAAAAAAAAAAAAAAGAAAUGCUAAAAUAGUUUCACAUUUUUAACAAAAAAAGAAAACCCCAUAGACAUACAUUUAUUGUUAAAUAUUUUCAAGUGUUACCAAAAUCAAAAAGAAAAAAAAUCUGUAGAAAGAGCUAUACUUUGUAUGAGUUUUCAAAAUUUGUCUUUAUUUAUAAAUCGUAUGUAACCGACAUAAUUGUUAAGAGGACAUGAGUCGUUUACAAAAGAAAUGAUAUAUUUAUUAAUUUGUGAUUUUUUUGUGAAGGAAAUCGUAUAAAAUUAAGUUUAAAUUCUUAAUAUUCAGUUGGUUGAAAUGUUAAUUUAGAUUUUCAAACUACUAUAAUUUGCUUCACCUCAAUUACAACGUGCCAAUUCGAUAUUUUACUUUAAACCAUUUUGUUUUACCCAUUCAAUAAAAUUUCUUUUUAACUACUAUUGCUGACCCUGACAUUAACAAGGUAUUGCUGACCCUGACAUUAACAAGGUAUUGCUGACCAUGACAUUAACAAGGUAUUGCUGACCCUGACAUUCACAGGGUAAAGCUGACCCUGACAUUCACAGGGUAAAGCUGACCCUGGCACUAACAAGGUAAAGCUGAACCUAACACAACUAGUGUAUUCUCACCCCCUCCGCUUAUUGGCUUGAGACGGAAUAAAAUCUAUUUGAACGUCUGUGUCACCGCCGGCUUCGAACCGACCCCUAUCACGUCGAGACUAAACUAUUUUGAAUAAGCCGUUCUAGGACUUGACCAUAUGGUCUCGAAACUAAGCACUUUGGCUUCUCUGGGUGGACCUUGAAACUGAAAGAGUCAAAAGGGGAUCUAUAAGGCCAGAGAUCUGAACCGUUUAAGCGCCGCUACCUCAUGAUAACAUGUAACAAGUUGUGGUGAACAACGAAAAGGAUUUUUCCCAGUAAUUGUGAAACAGUUUUGAAGAAGUAUUAGGAAUAAAAAGUGGUGUUGACAUUGCCAGUGGAUGACAUCAACCCUAGUAAUGCCACUACUAGAUUGUGCUUCAUACUCAGUUCUAGAAACAGUCAAUACUGUUUAUUUGCAGCUAUAGAUAUUUGCUAGUUUAAUUAUUCUAACCUACGGAUAUAGUUGCAAUUUUUUUUUCUUACUCAUUUCUUAGCGAAAGAUAUACAUGCAAGGUUUGUCUAUUUUUAGGUAAUGUCGUUCAAUCUCAACAUUUGAUAUUGUAGCGCAGAGCAUCAUAAACUUUUUACUCACUGUGACCUUUUAGAAUCAAUUUCUAUCCUUGACACCACACCACUAGGCCUACCAUUUGUCUUACAAGUUAAUAUGUUUCAUUACAUUGUAUCUGCCUGGCACCUACUUUGUUAUAAUCAGGGGAGGUGCAAAAUAGCUCAUGCGUGUGGGGCUAAGGAGAGUGGCCGCUCUUGGCACAAAAAUUAGGGCCCUCAAAAUAGUGAACUAACUAUGGACAGUGUACAGCAAACAUGCUAGAAUGUGUACAGCAAACGUGCUAGAUAGUGUACAGCAAACAUGCUAGACAGUGAACAGCAAAUAUGCUAGACAGUGUAAAGUGAACAUGCUAGACAGUGUAAAACAAACAUGCUAGGCAGCGUACAGAAAACAUGCUAAACUGUGUACAGCAAACAUGCUAGACGGUGUACAGCAAACGUGCUAGUCUAUGUACUGCAAAAAUGCUAGACUGUGUACAGCAAACAUGCUAGUCUAUGUACUGCAAAAAUGCUAGACUGUGUACAGCAAACAUGCUAGUCUAUGUACUGCAAAAAUGCUAGACUGUGUACAGCAAACAUGCUAGACUGUAUACAGCAAACAUGCUAGACGGUGUACAGCAAACAUGCUAGACGGUUACAGCAAACAUGCUAGACGGUGUAGAGCAAACAUGCUAGAAGGUGUACAGCAAACAUCCUGGACGGUGCACAGCAAACAUGCUAGACAGUGUAAAACAAACAUGCUAGACUGUUUACAGCAAACAUGCUAGACGGUGUACAGCAAACAUUAUAAUGUGCAGCAAACUGUGUACAGCAAACAAGCUGGACGGUGCACAGCAAACAUGCUAGACAGUGUAAAACAAACAUGCUAGACUGUUUACAGCAAACAUGCUAGACGGUGUACAGCUAACAUUAUAAUGUGCAGCAAACUGUGUACAGCAAACAAGCUAGACUGUGUACAGCAAACAUGGUAGACAGUAAAAAGCAAACAUGCUAGACAGUUUUACAUUCGAAGUACAAACAACAUGUAUAUACAAAUAUAAACAUUAAAGAUGUAUGUAUGUACAUUGUACAUAAAUAGGCCUUUAUCUAUAAGCUGACCAGAUUUUAUGGAUGGAAAGUACGGACAAAAAAGCUCACAGUAACCGGAACCAUACCAGGAUGGGGGGAGGGGGGUGUUCUCGUUUUGUAUCGGACAACUCCCCCCCCCCCCCCCCCCCAAAAAAAAAAAAAAACACCAAAGAAAUGAAAUAAUUUAAUAGAUAAUUGUGACGUUACGAGAAGAUUUAAAAAAUGUGUCGGGGGUUUAUGGCGACAGGUUGGCCAGUCCAGUGGUCCCCAUAAUAUGCAUCGCUCUAGGUACCAUGUUGCCCUCGGUCAAAGCUAUGAAAAUGGGGCAAAGAGAGCUGUAACAGCGGGAGUCAAAAUCUUCUUUAGAUGUGAUCUUAAUAGUGAAUUAAAAGUUCAAACAGUAAAAAAGAAAUGAAAUACAAAAUUUUAAAAUUUUAAAACUCUUAGCUGAAAAGUAGUAUCCGAGAGGGCAGCAGAAGAACAGUGAAAACCUAAAUUUGGAAUAAGCGCCGGGAAUUGAAACAUUAUAGGAACCACUGAACUACCACGUUGGAGAUGCGUUGGACAAGAUAUUACUGUAAUACUGCUACUACUGAGUACUAUUGAAGCGAUUUCUAGCUACUUCAUUUAAUGAAAAGAAAAGGCAACAUUAUGACAAUAAUUCCUACACAAAAUUGCCUGAUUGGGUACUUUAUUAGAGUUAUAAAUUUUGGACUGUCAGAUGAAGCUGAAACUAUUCACUGCACCUGCCUUCGUCGAGAAAUAAGACAAGACAGAUGGAAAUAACACAAGCAAGUCGUCACUGCAAAAAGUACAGACAAGCCGGACGACGAGAAGAAAGUAAAGACAGAAAAGGAUGUCGGUACCCUACUUUUUCGUAGAAAAGGCCGGAGGGGGGGGGUGUUCCAUGUAAGAAAAAAGUAGGGGGAGGUAGUUAAAACCGGUGUGCUUUUUAUGUUUACGAGGGUGGCCAUGAAAAUAAAGAUGUUUGGAAAAUUCAUCAGAAGAUUUCGCUUAUACUUGUAUUUUUCUGAGAAUUAACUUUUUUUUUUUGAAUUGGAACAAUAUAAAACAAUUAAAAAUAUUAGCGAAAUUACCUUAAAUAAUGUCUAUAUAAGACCCAAUUCCUAAAAUAGUUGGUGAACAAAUCCAUACCGUCGCAAAGUCAACAGAAGAAACAACUAAAUAUCAAUGAUUUUUAUAAAUACCCCCAUGCCUAGAGACAACUAAAUAUAAAUGAUUUAAUAUUAACACCACCAUGCCUAGAAACAACUAAAUAUAAAUCAUUUAAUAUAAACACAACCAUACCUAGAGAUAGCUAAAUAUAAAUGAUUUUUUUUAAAUUCAACCAUGCCUAGAGACAACUAACUAUAAGUGAUUUAAUAUAAAUACAACAGUGCAUAGAAACAAGUAAAAUAGAAAUGAUUUCUAUAAACACAAUCAUUCCUAGAAACCACUAAAUGUAAAUGAUUUAAUAUAAAUACAACCGUGCCUAGAAAAUAGAUAUGACUGAAUAAAAAUUAUACAACAAUGCCUACCAACUAACUAACUAUCAAUGAUUUAAUAUAAAUAAAACUGUGCCUAGAGACAACUAAAUAUAAAUGAUUUGUAUAAACACAACCAUGCCUAUAAACAACUAGAUACAAAUGAUUUAAUAUAAACACAACCAUGCCAAGAGACAACUCGAUACAAAUGAUUUAAUAUAAACUUAAUAAACACAACCAUGCAUAUAAACAACUAAAUAUAAAUGAUUUGUAUAAAUACAACCAGGCCAGGGCCACUAAAUGUAAGUGAUUUUUUAAAAACACAACCAGACCUGGAGACACCUUAUUUUCCAUUAGCAUCUUCUCUGCUACUCUCCAAUAAGUAAAGGGAAGAGUGUUGGAAGACCCAAAAAAAAAUCCGGUAGGUUCCACAAUUCAUCCAUGCAUUUUGAAAUAUUUAAAAAUACUGAAGAAGGGCUAAAUAAUAUUUUUAAUGAGGUAAAUAAAUAUCAUUUAGAAUCUUUCCUCGUGUAUACAUGACAUUUUAAUGGCAUGGUUAAUUUUUGAGGUACGUAAUAUUUUUAUGACGUGUUUUUUAUUUAUUACUAACAUGCACUUUGUUUUAUUCCAAAGAUGCUCCUAACAGUUCUCAAUGCCCUGACACAAAACAGUGCAGAAAAUGGAUUGACAGUUGAAGACUGUGCUAAUAUUUUCUGGCCGGUCUUGUUCUCACUUCCGCCUGACUGUUCAAAGGAAGAGACUGCGAAAAGAAAGAAACAAUUUUUUGACCUCACCAGAGUGUUUGUGCAUUACAAUGAUUACCUCUUUACGGUAAUGACCUGUGAUGCACCCUCCUUGCCCUGCCUCAUUUUCUGUCUCGGGUUGAUCCUGUAGUAUAGGCCAAAACGGGCCAAAGUGUCCUCGUUUUAUAGCCAUUUUAAUUGUUUAUAUAGUAUAGUAGUUACUAUCCUAGUGUCUCAUUUUUAUUGUACUUAGUUUACAUGUUUUUAAUAAUUGUAAAGCGCUUAGAGCUUUAAGGUAAGCGCUAUAUAAAAAUGCCUAAAUAAAUAAAUAAAUAAAUAAGGGAUCUGUCAGUGACAUUUAAUAGUUAAAAUAAUUGCAGCUCGUCUGCAUAAAAUGAUGUAUAUGGCAUUUCAUCAAACAACUUAAAUGGAAUCACAAUGGGGUUGAGGGCAGUGGUCAGGAGACUUUAGAUGUUACAUUACGAGAAUAGUGUAAUUUUUUCCAUAAGUUUCUACUCACAUUGGAAGUAUGAACAAAAUUGGCAAACAAUGUUAUGUCAACUUUUAUUUAGACCCAGUCAAAUAGGAAUAUGGGAUACCAGAUAAAAAAGGUGAAAUAAAGCCUUUACUUUAAACUAGUAAAACUAGACAUUUGGGAGUGCUAAAAUCUCAAAAUAGCCUUUCCAAUGACACCAUCGAGGUCCAGAGAUGAGGACCCAGAAGCAGCAGAUAUGUUAUAAAGAUAACAUAGUAAUUUUGAAUGCAGUUGUGUAAGGCAUGUCAGCGCUUUUUGUUGGUAGUCUGAGGUCACUAAAAGUUCAUCAAUAUAUUUAAAUAUGAUUUUUUUCUUUAGGUUUAAGUUGGAGUUGUUAGUAGAGAUGGGGAUUAAACUAUUUUUUUCGUUAAUCUAAGAUCGGGUUCAGUUCCGGAUCGGUAACAACAAGGAAUGUAAUACCAUUGUUUUUCUUCAACAUAACGGUUUUCGGUUUUAGAAAUUCCAUUUUAAAACCAUUUUUUUUUAAAAAUUAAGACACUCGCUAGAACUACCAAAGGAAGCAGACGCAUUGGUCCACUUUCCAAACUUUUGUUCUAUGGUGGUGCAUCGGUGGUUUGAUAUUUAUCUUGUAAAAUCAUCGUACAACUGCAGAGUACUUCCCCCUCUUCUACCACGACAAUCUCACAUAAUCUAGUUCAGAGGUUCUUAAAAUAUGACCCGCAGAUCAGAUCCGGCCCAUCAGAGGUCUUCAACACGAAGCUCCAGGCUGUCGUACGGGUACCCGGGUACCUCUGUGUAAAUUAAAUUUCGUGUUUUAUGGAUGCGUGUUUUGGUGUGGAGAGUAAUCAUGUAGCUUUGGCCAUGUGCUUUGUAUUUGGGUGUGGCUGACUGGUGACGUUUUUAUUUAUCUAUUGUACUGCUUGUCUCAGUAACCGGUUCGUAACACUGAUUUAUGAAACUGGACAUUGACAAUUGCAUUAGCCCAGAUCUGGCUUAGACAUCCCAUUGAUAUAUUAAAAAGUUUGUUAAAUUGAAAUUGUUCUUUAUUUAAAAGUUACUUUGUUUGGUUUUGAGGAUACUAUUUGUUUACACUGGAUAAAAAAUAGUCCCCGCUACAAUGUGUUUGGAUUCAAAUUGGCAGGAUUAAUGCGCAAAAUGUGUUCUACCGGAGGAGGUGGGUAAUUGUUUUGCAAUAGGGUUUUCUAGUGUAUUAAUAAAAUAAAAGCAAUGCUUAUGUAAGUUAUAAUGUGCCAUAUUCGUGAACGAAAAUUCGGCUCUAUAAGUUGUCGAUUAUUUCGUUGUUCAUACUCAGUAAAGUUGAAGUUCGGGUUCAGUCGUCCGCAGGGUUCGGGUUCGAUUCUUAACUCAGCGUGUUACCAAAGAACUCUGUCUCGGAGUUAGGAUUAAGGUUAGGGCUAGGAUUUAGCUCAUAUAAAAAAACUAAUGUGAUCAUUGAGCUUACACUUAUCUUCGCUGAUGUGAUUAUUGAGCUUACACUUAUCUUAGCUCAUGUGGUCAUUGAGCUUACAAUUUCCUUAGCUCAUGUGAUCAUUGAAGUUACAAUUAUCUUUGCUGAUGUGAUCAUUGAGCUAACACUUAUCUUAGCUCAUGUGAUCAUUGAGCUUACACUUGCCAUAUCUCCUGUGAUCACGGAGCAUACAUUUACCUAAGCUCCUGUGAUCAUUGAGGUUGCACUUAUUUUAGCUCCUGUGAUCAUUCGGUCCUGAUACUAAUAUACGAGUUUAAGUACCUUCAUCAUUCAGUGCAUCCAGACAAUACGACCAAUAUAUCAAAUGCACUUUUUGAUAAGUCAUGGAAUAAUAAAAUGGGUUGAGAAAAGUAAGAGAUGGGAGGUGGAGCAAUCUAACAGUAAUAAGUGUCACUGUCAUAGAUCAAUAUGACCACCCUAAGCCCUGUGUCACAUCCUCUCUUCGUUCCCAUCCUCUCUUCGUCGCCAUUCUAUCCUCGUCCCCAUCCUCUCAACGUCGUCACCCCUUCUAGUUCCCAUCUUAUCCUCGUCCCCAUUCUCUCAACGUCGUCACCCCUUCUAGUUCCCAUCUUAUCCUCGUCCCCAUCUUCUCAACGUCGUCACCCCUUCUAGUUCCCAUCUUAUCCUCGUCCCCAUCCUCUCAACGUCGUCACCCCUUCUAGUUCCCAUCUUAUCCUCGUCCCCAUUCUCUCCUCGUCGUCAGCCCCUUCUCGUCCCCAUCCUCACCUAGUCCCCAUCCCCUCCUAGUCCCCCCCUCCUCAUUCCCAUCCUGUACUCACUCCCUUUGAUCCGACAAUUUUUAAUCUACACAUUUGUGAUGUCUGGGUUUUUUCUCGUAAGGUGGUUACUCUGGUAGUUAAGAGUACUUCCCACUUUAUAACUUACUCUAUGAUUUAAUAAGAUUAAAUCCCUCUGUAGCUCACUCUAUAAGAAGAAAUCCCUUUCUAAAAUGAUAUGAUUACUUACAUUCUUUUGUUUGACGCAGCCCUUACCUGUUCAGAUAAAAGCCACCGACCGCUCAGGAAAAAAAGUUUUUAAUUUUAUAUAAUACAUUUACACAUAAAAUAGAACUGAGAGACACACUACAUAUUUCCAGACAUUUAAUAUGUUGUUAUCAAGUUAUUUCAGACAUGUUAGGACUUUUACAGGUAUCACCUGAAAUACUUAAUCAACUGAGACGAUUGAGAAAAAGAGGGGAUGAACCUAGCCCGGUAUGUACAAAUAUAAGAAUUGAUCAAACUGAAACUUAAACUUGUAGGAACACAAAUGACUCAAAAAUCUUUUUUUUUCCCUUUAAAUCAAAGUGACAACUCUACUUUGUCAUCCAUAUUAAUAUUGAAAGCUACUAUUAAAGGUUUUCUUAGAAAUAUUUUUUUAAUCGUUUUAUUAUUAUUACACUUGGAUUUUCAAAAUUUAAGUAAACGCCAGCAGUUACGAUUAUUAUUUUUUAAAAUGCUAUCUUUAUAUCCCAUUGUAUUCUAUGAUUGUUAAAAAAUACAACUUAGAUCAUUUCUUUUUAUAGUCUAAUAAAUAUGUAUGUCAAACUAUAUUAUAUACAUGCUCUUUACAUAUGUACUCUCAUUAUAUUCCUUCCCGAAAAAUACAAUUAACUCAUACUAUUGCUUAUCAUGAUACAAAGCAUCUAACUUUUUUUUGAUCAAUCAAAUUUUAUAUUUUCUUCUCGCGAAUAUAGAAAUUUAAUAAACAACUGGAACCUAGACAUAGAAUGGUGAGUAUUAUGUUUACAUACAUGCUAGAACCUAGGCCUAGAAUAGUUAGUGAUAUAUUUAACUAAAUGCUAGAACCUAAACCUAUAAUUGUAAGUAGUAUGUGUUCCUUAAUGCUAGAACCUAGGCCUAGAAUAGUUAGUGAUUUGUUUAACUAAAUGCUAGUACCUAGACAUAGAAUUGUAAUUAUUAUGUGUACCUGAAUGCUGCAACCUAGACCCAGAAUGGUCAGUAUUAUUGGUUCAUUAAUGCUAAAACCUAGACCUAGAAUGGCAAGUAUUAUGUGUAGAUGAAUGCUAGAACCUAGACCCCCAAUGUUAAGUAGUAUGUGUACAUGAAUGCUAGAUCCUAGGCCUAGAGCGAUAAGUAUUUUGUUUAUCUGAAUGAUGAAACAUAGAACUGGAAUAGCAAUUAUUAUGCGUACAUGAAUGCUAGAACCUACACCAAGAAUGGUAAGUUUUAUGUGUAUCUGAAUGAUAGAGCCUAGAACUAGAAUAGUAAGUAUUAUGUGUAACUGAAUGCUGGAACCUAGAAUAGUUAGUAUUAUUUGUCCUCUAAUGCUAUUGAAAUAUCCAUGUAAUACUAACCUUAUGAAAUUAUUUAAUUUCAAUUUGGGUCUAAAAUGUCCGAUGGAAAACACAAUCUAACUCAAAUCGGACGCAACACUACAGUCUAUUUGAAACUGGACAUGGAUUUUUAAACUGUAUGCGUAACACCAAAUAAAUUAUUUAAUUUCAAUUUGGGUCUAAAAUGUCCGAUGGAAAACACAAUCUAACUCAAAUCGGACGCAACACUACAGUCUAUUUGAAACUGGACAUGGAUUUUUAAACUGUAUGCGUAACACCAAAUGCUAAAUAGAUAUUCUUCAUGUACACAAUGUAGGCCUACAAUGAAUUUGUUUAUUAGUUUAAUCAUUUGGCGUGUUAUGAUACACUUGUCCUAAAUCCUAGAAUACUUUCUAUAGAAUACAUGACGAUUCUAAUCAUAGUUAGAAAAAAAAACAUGAAAUAUAAUACACAUUAAUUAAACAUUCUAUUGAAUGCCUUAAAUUCAAACUCUGCCUGUCACAAUGUGAAAUUUUUUAUGAUUUAGCGUUUAAUUCUGGCACACAUCCAUACAAUCAAAUACAACGUUUAAUUUUGGCACACAUCCAUACAAUCAAAUACAAAUCAUGGGUGAAUCCUCACUUUCUCACACGUGAGCAACGUCAGUGGUUCUAAUUCCUUGUCACGUAUGUUUCUUCUUCCAGACUGCAAUCUCCUUUGCGUCAAUGGACCUUAAAUCCCCAGAGUUUGAAGGCGGGCUCAAAAGGUUCCCAUUUAACUCAAGUACAACAGCCGAGGAACUUGUGCAGUUUUCAACUGGCGAACAAUUGUGAGACAUUAAGAAGAAGUUCACCUAUUUUUAUUUUAAAAUGUCAAACUCUAGUACCAUAAAAGGUUCCCAUUUAACUCAAGUACAACAGCCGAGGAACUUGUGCAGUUUUCAACUGGCGAACAAUUGUGAGACAUUAAGAAGAAGUUCACCUAUUUUUAUUUUAAAAUGUCAAACUCUAGUACCAGGUCUAAAUUUUAAUUUUAUACUUUUAUAACACAUUUUAGAGCUUGGGUCCUCAAAUUGGAUGUUGAUAAAUGUUACGGUAUGGGGUUGAUUAUAAGCUUCUGCCAAAUGAAUACCCUGGGGCACGCGAUAACCGGAGUGAAUUCAGUUUAUGUAUGGCACUGGGGCCCAUAGUGCCUCCCACAAAGCUUAAAAAUGUCCUUCCCAGUUCAAAAAGUAGAAUAGAACCAUUGUAUAAUAAAAAAAUACACCUCUUGAUAUUGAAAUAAAAAACCUCCACCGAUCAUGAUACUUCGGCGCCCUCAACUUCCGCUCUACUUCCCGAUGAAAAUGAUCACCGAUUUCGGUAUCGAUAAUUACACUGCCUAGUGACGUAGCUACUAAUAAUGUCACCAUAGGCGGCCAAACAUUUUUGCAGCCCUCCCUUUCACGAUACAAACUCUGCCAGUAGUUCAAAAAUGCCACACGUUAAAUCAGAAAAAAUGACAUCCCAUCCGUCUUAUUUCGACGCUACUAGCAGGGGCGCAUCUAGAGUGUUUGGCGUCAGGGGACAAAAUACAUUUUUACGCCCCUCCCCCCUCAACUCUGAAACCCAUUAUUUUCAUUCAUUAAAUACCAUCAAAGCUCCUUAACCCGCCCCUCCCCGCUUGUCUGACGUUCCGGAACAUAUAUCCCAUCUGCCACCUCUUAGCUACGCCUCUGGCAGCUUACACUGCCCCCCCCACCCAAGAAUCAGAAAUCCACCCCCCUCCCCCUGGAAAAAUUUCUGAAGAAAUACUGCACAGGUCCCCAGAUUUUUUGCAUUAAUUGUACACUUAAUGAGCAGGAUAUAUUCAUGACAAGCAUAUUGUACAUACAAUUUGCUAGAACAACUAUGAACUCUAUCCGAGUUCUUGGUGCAAGGUAAGAUACUCAAACGUUAAGUCUGGGUGCCCGCUUUUUUGUGUUGAACUUAGAUAUGAUAGAAACCAAUGCGAGCCUACUCUGUUCAAUUUUCAGUUUUCCAUUUGGUAUAAUCCCUUGUUGUGAAGGAGUCACCCCUGUGAGGGUGUCUAUUUAUUUUGGCUUACUUCAAAUUCAGGACAGUGGUUCUCAACCUGUGGGUCACGACUUCUUUGGGGGUCGCACUACCCUUUCCCAGGGGUCGCCUAAGACCAUCGGAAAACACACACCAAAGAUAAUCGAAAAAAAUAAUUGUGUGGCUGGGGGGUCGCCACAACAUGAGGAAAUGUAUUAAAGUGUCGCGUAAGAAAGGUUGGAACCACUGGUUUAGGAUUACCUCUUUAUUUAGGAUUUUUGUUAGUUUUUGCCACACUUAAAUGUGUAUUACGUCUUAGAGUAAGCUCUUUAUUAAGUUCGGAACUGAUAGGUUUUAGAUCGAUAUGGUAUUGAUUUCUUGCUCACAGACCAAUGGAAAGGCUCAUGGAAAAGCUGAAGUGUCAUAUCCUGGGAAAGGACUCAAAAACAUCUCAUUUCUUGUUUGAAAAUGGAGGAAAUUUAGGUAUGAGCUUACAUACACUGAUUUUCAUACUAUACAAUUGGGUUAUUCCCUAUAGGCAUCGUUGUUAACAUUUUAUUUAUUUAAUAAGUUAAAGUGGCACUUUUAGCUUCAAACUUUAAUUAGUAUAUUUUUCAUUUAUUUUUUCUAUCUUCUUUGUUCAUUAUUUUUCAAUCAUCUUUGUCAAUUUGCUUUGUUUAAUGUAUUUCAUUUUUUUUCCAAAUUUAAUAUUGUAUUGUCACUAGGGUUGCGAGGCAAAGAAAUUAUAUGAGUUAAUUGCUUGCUUUCACUUCUACUAACUAUUCUUACACUUUGUUUCUACUAACUAUUCUUACACUUUGUUUCUAGUAACCAUUUUUACACUUUGUUUCUACAAACUAUUGUUACACUUUGUUUCUACUAACUAUUCUUAAACUUUGUUUCUACUAACUAUUCUUACACUUUUUUUCUACUAACUAUUCUUACACUGUGUUUCUACUAACUAUUCUUACUCUUUGGUAUGAGCUAUGAGUGUUUAUUUGUUGUUGUUUUCUUUAAUAAAUCGUCUCAUUCAUAACAAAAGAAGUAGCAAAUUAAAGUAUUAAAUUCACAUUUUGUUUGAACAGACCAAUAAAAUUGAACUUCCCAGUAACGUUGGGAAAAUAAACCAUUGGUUUUAUUCUGUUACAUCAUAUGUCUGAUGGACAUGAUCCGUGACACGAAAAAACAAAGUUAUUGAUUUUCUGUGUAGUGUCUACUUUAUAUGUCUCAUGUACUUAAGCUAUGACAUGACAUACACAUUUAUUAAAUGCAUGUGUGUUGUCUACUUUACAAAGGCAUACGAUUUGGUAAGUCUGAGAGGUCUGUGCAGAAUCCUUUAUAUAAUAGAUUUUCCCGCAUGACUGCUCCCAAUCACAAAUUCGUUUCACGAAAACAUGCAUAGCACAGUGAUCUUUUUACAAAGGCAUACGAUUUGGUAAGUCUGAGAGGUCUGUGCAGAAUCCUUUAUAUAAUAGAUUUUCCCGCAUGACUGCUCCCAAUCACAAAUUCGUUUCACGAAAACAUGCAUAGCACAGUGAUCUUCAAUGGUGCGGUCUCAUUCCCAGUCAGCAGCGGAGUAAAACAAGGUUGUGUACUGGCACCAACGCUCUUCUCCAUUUUCUUCUCGAUGCUUCUUGAAUUUGCCUUCAGGGACUGGGAAGAUGGAGUGUACAUCCAUACCAGAUCUGAUGGUAGGCUGUUCAAUAUCACCCACUUUCGUGCAAAGAUCAAAGUAAAAAAUGUGCUAAUUUGCGAACUGCUGUUUGCUGACGAUGCCGCCCUAACAUUUCACACAGAAUAAGGUCUUCAGCGGCUAGUUAGUUGCACAUCACACGCAUGUAAAAAGUUUGGACUGUCAGUUGGUCUAUCGAAAACACAUGUCCUGAUUCAAAAAGUGCCAUCCCUCCAAUCAUACCUAUUGAGAGUUAUAAUCUGUCGGUUGUUGAGCAUUUCACACACUUUGGAUCAAGUAUUUCUAGAUCUCUCUCCAUUGACAAAGUUGUAAACAUCAGGAUCACAAAGCUACUAUGGCUAAAGUGAGUAGGAGGGUUUGUAAUAAUCUCACUUUUGUUGAGCAUUUCACACACUUUGGAUCAAGUAUUUCUAGAUCUCUCUCCAUUGACAAAGUUGUAAACAUCAGGAUCACAAAGCUACUAUGGCUAAAGUGAGUAGGAGGGUUUGUAAUAAUCUCACUUUAACUGAUAGUACAAAACUAAGCGUCUAUAAGGCAUGUGUGCGCUCCUAAGUACGCUCCUUUAUGGCAAUGAAGUGUGGACCACAUAUGCUGGUCUUGAGCGGAAACUCAAUAGCUUUCACCAAAGAUGUCUUCGUCACAUUUACGCAUUCCAUGGCAGGACAAGACGACCAACACAGAGGUCUUGGAACCUGGUAAAAUGUAUAGCAUAUUCUCCGCUAUUAGCAGGAGACGCCUUCGCUGGUUAGGCCAUGUAUGGAGAAUGGAGGAAGGCCGUAUUCCAAAGAUGCUGCAGUGUGGAGAGUUAGAAGAAGGGACAAGACUUGCAAAAUUAUUGAUUGCAUGUGGGCUUUCUACUCUAUAUGUCUGAUCUAAUUAAUCCACGACCUGACAGACACACAUUAUUGAUUGCAUGUGGGCUGUCUACUCUAUAUGUCUGAUCUAAUAAUCCACGACGUGACAGACACACAUUAUUGAUUGCAUGUGAGUUAUCUACUCUAUAUUUCUUAUCUAAUUAAUCCACGACCUGACAGACACACAUUAUUGAUUGCAUGUGGGUUGUAUACUCUAUAUGUCUGAUCUAAUUAAUCCACAGCGUGACAGACACACAUUAAUCUGGCAUGUGGGUAGUCUACUCUAUAUUUCUUAUCUAAUUAAUCCACGACCUGACAGACACACAUUAUUGAUUGCAUGUGGGUUGUAUACUCUAUAUGUCUGAUCUAAUUAAUCCACGACCUGACAGACACACAUUAUUUAACGCAUGUGUAUGGACUUCUGGGAUUGGUUUCAUUGUCAUUGGUAUAGCUGUAGAAAUAACCAAGUCAUGUCCAUGUUUCGGACCAAUAGAAAACAUUUGCAAGUCAAAUUAUCUCUUUAGUUUUUAACAUAAUAUUUUUGCACUUAUUUAGGCUCCUUAGAGGAGAGGGUCCUUGAUCCAAAGACAAAGAUCAUUUCUUUGUAUCGCGAGAAUUCGAGCGCAACAUAUGUCAUCAAAACCUGGAACGGCUACAAUGUGGAAAUGUCGGUGAAGGUCAUUGGAAAUAUUGCAAGGCAGAGACCACAGUAUGGUGAAGGGAGGGAUCUUCUCUUAAAAGAGGAAAAAGAGGAAGAUUAUUAGCUUUGGGAUAUAUUAUCAAAUAUUGCUGUCAUAUUAUCAUAUUUUGUUGGUGGGGGUGUUAUUAUUAAAAAUAUGUAUUAUAUUAUUAAAUAUUAGUGGGAUUUAAUCUUAUUAUAUCUUAGUGGGGUAUUAUGAGAUUUAGUUUACAAGUAUUCAAAAUAGGUCAGACUUAACACAUAUUAGUAGCAAAUAAUCAAAUAUGGGUGGGAUUCAAUUAUAUUUAGUGGAAUAUUAUAUGCCUUGAGCCAUUGCCAAAUAUUAUUAACAUAUAAUCAUACUUUAGUAGGGUAUUAUAUUUAAUGGGAUUUUAUCAGAUUUAUUCAAAUAUUAUUCACUGCGGGAUGUUAUUAAGUAAUGGAGGGAUAAUAUUAAGCUAGGAAAGAUAUUAUCAGUCAGAUUUGAUCAAAUAAUCGCACAAAUCAAAUAUUUUAGGGAUAUUUUAAUAACAGUGAGAUAUUUUCAAAUAUUAGGCCAAGUGGGAUAUAAUAUUGACAUAAUAUCGUUUUAUUUUUUAAAAUAAAUAUUUAGAUUUGAAUCGUUUUGUUAAAAUUGCUUAUUCUUGCUAUUUUAAACUACUUUUAAAAGGAUUUCAAAUAUUUUGAAGAUUUAUAAUUUCUAUAGUAG
Molecule: messenger RNA, 34326 nt
Organism: Lymnaea stagnalis (great pond snail)
Lineage: Eukaryota; Metazoa; Mollusca; Gastropoda; Lymnaeidae
Source: the annotation of a GenBank genome assembly